UGCUCAGGCCCUCCUGCCCGCCCUCUCUCCCUCCCUUCUUCCCUCGCAGCCGAGGAGGCAGCAAUUACGCUUUGGGGAUAAAACGAGGCGCGGAGAGCAGGCUGGGCAUUUCUCCCUGAGAUGGCGGGUCCGACAGCUACAGCCCUGUGGCCUGGAGUCCUCCUGCUCCUGCUGUCCAUCAUCCACCCCUCGCAGCCUGGAGGGGUCCCAGGAGCUAUUCCUGGAGGACUUCCCGGAGGACUUCCCGGAGGAGGCUUUUUCCCAGGGACUGGUAUCGGAGGCCUGGGAGGAGCAGGGCUGGGGCCUGGAGGCAAACCGCCCAAGCCAGGGGCUGGACUCCUUGGGGGAUUUGGACCAGGUGCUGGAGGGCUCCCAGGAGGGGCAGGGCUCGGCGCCUUUCCUGGGGGCGCCUUCCCGGGGGCUCUACCGCCUGGGGUUAGCGCUUCUGCAGCCUAUAAAGCUGCAGCCAAAGCUGGUGCUGGGCUUGGCGGUGCUGGUGGUGUCGGCGGGCUUGGUGUCGGCGGGCUUGGUGUCGGUGGACUUGGUGUCGGUGGACUCGGUGGCUUAGGAGUGUCUACAGGUGCAGUGGUGCCGUCCGGAGUGGGAGUCGGAGCUGGAGGGAAGCCUGGGAAAGUGCCGGGUGUGGGUCUACCAGGUGUAUACCCAGGUGGAGUGCUCCCAGGCACAGGAGCUCGGUUCCCAGGUGUGGGGGUGCUCCCUGGGGUUCCCACUGGAACAGGAGUCAAGCCCAAGGCCCCAGGUGGAGGGGGAGCUUUUGCUGGAAUCCCAGGAGUUGGACCCUUUGGAGGUCAGCAGCCUGGAGUCCCACUGGGGUACCCGAUCAAGGCACCCAAGCUGCCAGGUGGCUAUGGACUGCCCUACAGCACGGGGAAACUGCCCUAUGGGUAUGGGCCUGGAGGAGCGGCUGGCGCCGGGGCCAAGACUGGGUACCCAACAGGGACAGGGGUUGGUCCCCAGGCUGCAGCAGCAGCAGCUAAAGCAGCAAAGUAUGGUGCUGGAGGAGCCGGAGUUCUCCCUGGUGUUGGUGUUGGAGGUGCCGGCAUUCCUGGUGGGGCUGGUGCAAUUCCUGGGAUUGGAGGCGUUGGAGGGGUCGGGGCUGCUGCGAAGGCGGCUGCAAAGGCAGCUAAAUAUGGAGCUGCUGGAGGCUUGGUACCUGGUGGCCCAGGAGUUGGAGUCCCUGGUGUUGGAGUCCCUGGUGUUGGGGGAAUCCCAGGUGUUGGAGGAGUCCCAGGUGUUGGGAUCCCAGGUGUUGGAGGAGUCCCAGGUGUUGGAAUCCCAGGUGUUGGAGGAGUCCCAGGUGUUGGGAUCCCAGGUGUUGGAGUCCCAGGGGCUGUGUCACCAGCCGCAGCUGCUAAAGCAGCUGCCAAAGCAGCCAAAUAUGGGGGCAGAGCCGGAGUGGGAGUUGGUGCUGGGGGCUUUCCAGGCUACGGCGGUCUUGGAGCUGGAGUCGGUGGUCUUGGAGCUGGAGUCGGAGGUGUCCCUGGAGCUGGCAUUUCCCCUGCAGCCCAGGCAGCCGCAGCCGCCAAGGCAGCUAAGUAUGGUGCUGGAGGAGCAGGAGGCCUGGGCGGGCUGGUGCCAGGUGCCAGAGGCAUUGUACCAGGUGUGCCGGGCAUCGGAGGGGUGCCGGGCAUCGGAGGGGUGCCGGGCAUUGGAGGGGUGCCAGGAGCUGGAACCCCAGCAGCUGCAGCCGCCAAAGCAGCUGCCAAAGCUGCUCAAUAUGGGUUAGGCCCUGGCGCUGGCGUUGGCGGGGUUCCCGGCCUUGGCGUUUUCCCCGGUGCUGGAGGGGUUCCUGGUCUUGGCAUUGGCCCCGGCGGCGUUACAGGAGUAGGGACCCCGGGUGCCGCCAAAUCUGCUGCUCAGUUGGCCGCCAAAGCCCAGCUCCGGGCUGCCGCUGGCCUUCCUGCUGGCGUUCCCGGAUUUGGAGCUGGUGCUGGCGUUCCUGGGUUUGGAGCUGGUGCUGGUGUUCCCGGAUUUGGAGCUGGUGCUGGUGUUCCUGGCUUUGGGGCAGGUGCGGGUGCAGUACCUGGAUCCUUGGCUGCUGCUAAAGCAGCCAAAUAUGGAGCAGGAGGGCCUGGGGGCCUUGGCGGGGUUGGAGGUCUUGGUGGUCUUGGUGGAGCAGGUGUCCCAGGCGGUGUGGCAGGAGCCGGACCUGCUGCCUUGGCUGCUGCCGCCAAGGCUGCUGCCAAAGCUGGCCAAUAUGGCCUCGGGGGAGCCGGUGGACUCGGAGCUGGCGGGCUCGGAGCUGGAGGACUGGGACUUGGAGGUGUCCCAGGGGCUGGGGGCUUUGGAGGUGUGUCCCCAGCUGCAGCUGCUAAAGCAGCCAAAUAUGGUGCCGCUGGCCUUGGAGGCGUCCUAGGAGCUGCCAGGCCAUUCCCAGGUGCAGGAGUUGGAAGACCUGGCUUCGGAUUGUCUCCUAUUUUCCCAGGAGGCGGAGCCGGAGUCGGGGCUGGGGGCCUGGGAGUUGGCGGUGGAGCCUGCCUGGGGAAAUCCUGUGGCCGGAAGAGAAAGUGAGCUUCCCAGGACCCCUGACUCACGACCUCAUCAACGUUGGUGCUACUGCUUGGUGGAGAAUGUAAACCCUUUGUGACCCUCCCCUCUACGCCCCCUCCUACGUCCCCACCUCUGGAGGGGACAGGGCUGGCCGGGCGGACUUGGAAAUCCACAGGACAAGGAAACAAGAGAACGGUGGCCAAGUGGGCCCUGGGAAGCCCCUACUUCAGAGGCGAGGGGUGGGUGGGCUUGGCCCCCUGCCCCCUCCCCCUUCCCACCCAGGAGCUCCCCCUCCAUACACUCUCCAUCUCCAGGGGAACUCGGUGCUAAGUGCUGGUGCUUUCAUCUUCCCAGGGGAGGGAGGAGGGAAGGGCAGCCCCUCUGGAAGCCCCCUCCCUGGGGCUCCUCUGAAAAUGGUGCAGACACUUCCUGGGCAGUCCCACCUCCCCCUGCCCACCAGGACCCACCCCUGGCUGCGGUCCAGUUGGUACCCAAGCAUCACAAACCUCAAGCUGGAUUUGGUCACACCAUCUCUUGGCCCCGUUGGCUCCCUUUUCCUCCACCAAUCACUGUUCCCCAUAUCUGGGGCACCUCAGAUCAGAAGAACCCCAAUGGGAAUAGACCUCUUUCUCUUGUGGAAUUCAUCCGCCCAUCUGUCCAUCCACCAUCCAUCCAUCCAUCCAUCCUUGCCCUCAGUUGUCCACCUGGCACCACUAGCUGGCUGGGCACCCCAACCAUCAACCUGGUUAACCUGUAUGGCAGCAUGUGCCCUGCCUUUGCCCCACCACACACACCCCUACAAAGGGGCCCAGGGUGUGAGGGGCUGUGCCAGCUGGGGUGGCAGGAAUCCCCUCCCUAACCUGGGUCCCCCCAUGCAGUACUGUAUCCCCCAUCCCUCCCUCGAGCCACUGUACUUCACAGCAUCUCCCACCCCUGCCCCGCCCAUCUCUUUGUGUCUCGCUGUGAUAGAUCAAUAAAUAUUUUAUUUUUUGUCCUGGAUAUUUGGGGAUUAUUUUUGAUUGUUGAUGUUUUCUCUUGAUUUUAUUUUUGUGAUUAAUUGAAAAAAAAUUUUUUUUUCUGAUCUGGGGAGCUAUAUCCCCAGAAGAAAAUUCAUUUUAAUCACUUUGGUAUAACUCUGGAUGAAACACACAUUUUUUAAAAUAAGAAAAGAGGAUUAACUGCUUCAAAAAAGACUAAUAAAUGAAAAUAUUUUAAAGGAAA
Messenger RNA from Myotis myotis, 3732 nucleotides. It is a transcript of the gene ELN, whose product is annotated as elastin. Lineage: Eukaryota; Metazoa; Chordata; Mammalia; Chiroptera; Vespertilionidae. The record is from RefSeq and is a predicted model, not a curated record. Gene Ontology annotation, molecular function: extracellular matrix structural constituent. The coding region runs from base 121 to 2532 and encodes 803 amino acids. The transcript has 36 exons.